CGGGCUGUCCCAAUUAAGCACUUUGUCAGCCGCGGUGGCGGAGUGCUGGGCUCACUGACCACGUGUUCACAGCGUCCCGACCUGCGUAGGGUUUUUGCAAACCAUACCACCAGCUAACAAAGUCAUCCUGCCCCCUGGAAGGCAAGUGCACUCACUCCACCGCUACUUAGCACUGCAGGACACUCACGGCUGUGCUUCCAGAGCUCCGUCCUGUUGCCUUCAGGUUUCACCGGCAAGUGAUCUGAAUGUGUGCUCUGAAGUUUCCCAUCACCAAUUUUUCUUGGAAUUGGACAGAUGGCAGCUACCAUAAUGAUACUGUAUGUGUCUAAGCUUAACCAAAUAAUUCACUUCCCUGAUUUUGACAAGAAAAUUCCUGUAAAGCUAUUUCCUCUGCCUCUUCUCUAUGUUGGAAACCAUAUUAGUGGAUUAUCAAGUACAAGUAAAUUAAGCCUGCCGAUGUUCACUGUACUCAGGAAGUUUACCAUCCCACUUACUUUACUGCUGGAAACCAUCAUACUUGGGAAACAGUAUUCUUGGGACAUCGUGGCCAGUGUUUUCGCCAUCAUUCUUGGUGCUUUCAUAGCAGCUGGCUCUGACCUUGCUUUCAACUUGGAAGGCUAUAUUUUUGUUUUCCUGAAUGAUAUCUUCACAGCAGCCAAUGGAGUUUAUACCAAACAGAAAAUGGACCCAAAGGAACUAGGGAAGUACGGAGUGCUUUUCUACAAUGCCUGCUUCAUGAUCGUUCCAACUCUUAUUAUUAGUAUCUCUACUGGAGACUUUCAACAGGUUUCUGUUGAUGUAUGCCACUGUUUUGUGCAGCUAUUACAAUUCAGCCCUGACGACAGCAGUGGUUGGAGCCAUCAAGAAUGUAUCUGUUGCCUACAUUGGGAUGUUAGUUGGUGGAGACUAUAUUUUCUCUGUGUUAAACUUUAUCGGAUUAAAUAUUUGCAUGGUAGGAGGCCUAAGAUACUCAUUUUUAACUUUAAGCGGUCACUUAAAACCGAAACAACCUGUGGACAUAGAAAACCUCCCUCUGGAUUUGAAGAGCUAGAAUCUGGAGCUAAAUUGUGGACUGGCUUGCAGAUUGGGGCUGGGGGCAGCGGGGGAGAAGGCAUCCCCAGACUGCAGCGGGGGAGAGGGCAUCUCCAGACUAGAAAUGUGAAGCUGGACAUUUGGGAUGUGGAACACCUACUCUCCUGGUUAAAGCACAAAUAUGAUGACUGAAAAAACUCAAAGAGAAUCUACCUACCUCACAUGCCACCAUACAUGAGCCAUAGUAGGCCCUGAGAACUGUAUCUGGGCAAAGCCUUACCUACAGAAAUGAAUUUUUUCCCUCUAACUAAGCCAUUGGGCAAAGGGGUUUCCUUUCCUCCUCUCCCUUCCCUUCACCUCCCCUCCCUUUCCUUCCCCUCCCCCCUCCUCCUCUCCUCCUUUUCCCUCCCCCCUCCCUCCUUCCUUUCUCUUUCCCUCCGCCCUCCUUCCCUUCCCCCUCCUGCUUCUCUCCUCCCUUCCCUUCCUCCUCCUCCCUCUUCUCCCCUCCCCUUUCAUUCCCAUCCCUCCCCUCUUCUUCCUCUCCCUUCUCCUACCCUUCUCUUUUCUCCUUCCUUCCUUCCUUCUGUCCUUUUAUCACUACCAGAUAUAUCAGUGGUGUUUGAUGUCUCUGCUAUGAAUCAGUUGUUCCUGGUGUCCAUUAUUUUCCUUUAAAAAUUUUAAUUUUGGGGGAGUCGGCGGUAGCAUGGAGGGUUAAGCGCACAUGGCGCUAAGCAUAAGGACCGGCAUAAGGAUCCUGGUUCCAGCCCCAGGCUCCCCACCUGCAGGGGGGUUGCUUCACGAGCAGUGUCUGUCUGCAGGUGUCUAUCUUUCUCUCUCCCUUUCUGUCUUCCCCUCCUCUCUCCAUUUCUCUCUGUCCUAUUCAACAACAACAAGAAGAAUAAAACAAGAGCGACUAAAGGGAAUAAAUAAGUAAAUAAAUAUUAAAAGAAAAGAAAAGAAAAGAAAGGCAGAGUGGAGGGGCUGGCUAGAAAACCUAAUGGUUGUGAAAAAAAAUUAAUUUUGGUAUGACAAAUUGAGAGGGAGAGAGGAAGAGACACACCUGCAGCACUGCUUCACGGAUCACGAAGCUUCCCCCUCAGCAGGUUGGGACUGGGGCCUCGAACCUGGAUUCUUGCUCAUGGUAAUGUGUGUACACAACCCAGAGGGCCAAUGCCCACCCCUUAAAGGGAUUCUUUUCAAGGGCGGAAGCCCCAUGGCUUGGUCACACAUCCACAGAUCUGUCUGUGCUGCUAUUUGCAGACACUACGUGUGCUGCUGCUGCUGCCCUGUGAAGUACUUUUCGAUUGGUACUGUGGUCCUGAUUUCAGGUCCAGCAAAGUGCCGUUUGGAAUAUUUGUUUUAGUUUAAGCAGACAUAUUUUUCUCUUCAUGAAAUAAACCAAUGAACUGCAGUUUGUCAGCUCUGAUUUGCUUUUACAUGUUAAUAGCUUUGCCUAAUUAUUAAAGUAAAAUAAAAAAUAAUUUUUUGUGU
Erinaceus europaeus (western European hedgehog) is the source of this 2523-nucleotide messenger RNA. It is a transcript of the gene SLC35D2, whose product is annotated as solute carrier family 35 member D2. The record is from RefSeq and is a predicted model, not a curated record. Gene Ontology annotation, molecular function: antiporter activity; GDP-fucose transmembrane transporter activity. Gene Ontology annotation, cellular component: Golgi apparatus. Bases 295 to 1224 code for a protein of 309 amino acids. NCBI's taxonomy places the organism in Eukaryota, Metazoa, Chordata, Mammalia, Eulipotyphla, Erinaceidae. The transcript is spliced from 11 exons.